ACCUUGGCUGGCUUAUGAUGCCCUCGUCCCUCCUUUUCCCCACUACACUACUGCUAGCUAUUGGAGCCCCGAUAUCGAGCGCCGCGACUAAGCGCACUCGUACCGCAAAAGCGCAUUUUGUACGGGCUUCCUCCGUUGAAUACACCAAGCCGUGUUUCUGCUCGCUUUGCGUGCUCGAGAAUGUUGUCUUCUCAGAGCCACUACUAUCUACGACUUCCUGGAUACCGUUCAACCUACGGGCGCAGAUACCACCCGUACGCAACGAUGAAACGUCCAUGCCUACAGAGGAGAAUAUCCUGCGAGGGGUUGAAGAGGCAUUGGCGAUGCCCCCGGCGGCAGUGCUGCGCCCUGUCCGUAGUGCUGAGGAUGGCUCCGAUGACGAUGUUCCGUCCUUCAGCCUGGACACGUCGGCCUCUAACGAACUUGAGAUCAAAAGGCGACCGGAUGAGCCGAUGUUCAACCUCCUCCUGCCCUUCAAAGUCUCCGCAUUUGGUGCUUGCGUCGCUCUGGUAGUUGAGCGCACGUCUCAGACCGCACGCACCGUUCUGCACUGGCUGAAGCGCUGGAUGGAUGUUCUUUCCCGGUGAGCGUGUCGUACAAAGUACGGCUGGAAAUUUGCGUGUUCCUGCAGUCGUGUUUGCUUCAUUGUGACGCCUUGAAACCGAUGAGUCUUGAGAAUUCCUCCCGCAAAGUGGUCGUCCACAACGUUUCCUACGCAUAACAUCUUCUUUAUCCUGCAACGCGUCACAUAGUGCAUACUCCU
Laetiporus sulphureus 93-53 is the source of this 763-nucleotide messenger RNA. RefSeq lists its product as uncharacterized. The record is from RefSeq and is a predicted model, not a curated record. Bases 15 to 587 code for a protein of 190 amino acids. Lineage: Eukaryota; Fungi; Basidiomycota; Agaricomycetes; Polyporales; Laetiporaceae. The transcript has 4 exons.